Molecule: messenger RNA, 3897 nt
Organism: Erythranthe guttata (spotted monkey flower)
Lineage: Eukaryota; Viridiplantae; Streptophyta; Magnoliopsida; Lamiales; Phrymaceae
Source: RefSeq, a predicted model, not a curated record
AUGACUGAGUUUGUGCAUGAUUACUAUUGCCGUCGCUUGGGUUUCGUUGCUGGUUUGUCUAAUUGUGCGGGGAAGAUCUGGAUUUUUUGGGAUCACAAUUUUCGAGUCGAGUUGCUUAGGGAUGAGGUACAAUUAUUGCAUGUCAGAUGCAUAUCUGGUUUAUUUGGUGCUCCUUUUGUAUUUACUGCGGUCUAUGCUAGAUGCUCUCGUUCCGAGCGCCGUGUUUUGUGGAAUUCGUUCCGCGACAUUUUUGAGACGAUUGGUGACACUCCUUGGAUUUCUGGGGGUGACUUCAACUCAAUCUUACUUGAGUCAGAACGGAAUAGAUCGGUUUCGGAUAGAAGACUAGAUAUGGCUGAGUUUGGUGCUAUGGUUUCGGAUUGUGAACUUUCGGAUGCCGGGUUCUCUGGGGCUAGUUCUUGCUAUACUUGGGAGAGCCCUUCAGGUCUUUUGGAGCGUUUGGACAGGAUUCUAUAUAACUCUGCUUGGCUAGAUUUAUUGCCUAUUACGCAGGUUACCCACCUCUCACGGACCUGGUCGGAUCAUGCUCCUCUUUUGGUUUCAUCGGCUGCUUCUUCGUCUAGGCCUCCUGCUUCAUUCCGGUUUCAGCAUAUGUGGAUCCGCCACGCUACGUUUCGUCAGAUUGUGGAACAGGUUUGGGAUUUUCCGUGUGCUCAGACGGGGAUGCAUCGAUUACAUACGAAGUUGAGACGAUUGAAACAGAAGCUUCAGUGGUGGAAUUGGAAUGUUUUCGGGGACGUGUUCAAGAAUAAAGAGAGGGCCGAGGCAGCUGUUCUAGAGGCCGAGCACAUAUAUGACUUGGAUCGAUCCCCCGAGAAUCGUGCAAAUUUGAAAAAGGCCACUGCUGAACUUACUCUCAUGCUCAAUAUUGAGGAGGACUUUUGGAAGCAGAAGGCAGCUUGUAGAUGGGCGACUGAUGGAGAGAGAAACUCUAAGUUUUUCCACUCGUUAGUCAAGAAAAAGCGAUGUGUCAAUCGAAUCCACUCUAUCUCUCAUGGUGAUUUGGUUCUCACAUCAGCUCAGGAGAUCAAGGAUUCGGGCGUUGAUUUCUUUAGCAAGCUUCUUACCGAUGAUCUGCCUAGUUUGCUUCCGUGUGAUGUUUGUGAAGCGGUUUGGGAUUUCUUCGAGGGUGGAUCUAUGCCUGCGAGCUUCACCGCUACCACCUUGGUUCUUAUUCCAAAGGUGGACUUUCCGACGGCUUGGACAGAUUUCCGCCCGAUUAGCUUGUGCAACGUGACCAAUAAAAUUAUCACCAAGGUACUUACGAACAGACUGGCACCUCACUUGCCCCACAUUAUUUCUCCUUCUCAGAGUGGGUUUGUUCAGGGUCGCCUCAUUAGUGAUAAUAUUUUAUUAGCACAAGAGAUGGUCCACUCGAUAUCAGUUCGUUGUCGAAAUCCGAAUCUUAUUUUGAAGCUGGAUAUGGCAAAGGCUUAUGAUAGGGUUCAGUGGCGGUUCUUAUUUCGUGUACUCGAGCUGAUGGGUUUCUCGGCGAACUUGGUUGAUAUUAUUCGGCGAUGUGUUUCGUCGUGCCAGUUCUCUUUACUAAUCAACGGGGAGCUGACGGGGUAUUUCACUUCGUCUCGUGGUCUAAGGCAGGGAGAUCCGCUCUCGCCGACUCUUUUUGUACUUGCGGCUGAGUAUUUUUCGAGAGGUCUCGAUGCACUAUACAGCCGUUGCCCAAGCAUGUUUUAUUCUACAAGGGGAGGCAUUCCUAUAUCCCAUUUGGCCUAUGCGGAUGAUGUCAUGAUAUUUACCUCGUGCCAUAAUUUUGGACUGAAGAAGCUGCGGGAUUUUCUCGAUCAUUACUGUCGGACUUCGGGUCAGUUGAUUAGUGUGCACAAGAGCACUUUCACAGUUGAUAGGGCAUGUUCUGAUGGUCAUCUUCGCACUAUUUCUCGGAUUCUCAGUUAUCCGAGAAAGGAUCUUCCUAUCAUUUAUCUUGGAGCACCACUAUACAAAGGGAGGGACCGGGGCAGUUUGUUUCACACUUUGCUUGAUCGCAUGCAAGCCAGGAUUUUGGGAUGGGCUCGGACCGCUUUGGCUUUCGGGGGCCGUCUUGCCUUGAUCCGGAGUACGCUUUCGACUAUGGCUUUGCAUCUUGUUCAGGUUAUUCAACCUCCGCAGUACAUUAUUCAGCAGAUUGAGCAGUGCAUGGCCCGAUUUCUCUGGGGAUCUUAUGGUAAUCAGCGCCGGCCUCAUUGGGUUGCUUGGGAGACGAUUUGUCGGCCAGUUGGUGAGGGUGUCUUGGGGUUGAGGCGUUUGACGGAUGUGAUUGACGCCUUCACUUACAAGCUCUGGUUCCGAUUCCGUGCCCAGGAUUCUCUUUGGGCCCGUUUUCUCCGAAACAAGUAUUGUCGGAAUCGGUUGCCAGGUUCAUCCGUUGUGUCUUCACUCUAUAGCACGGUGUGGAAGCGCAUGUGUCGUGUCCGAGAGCGUGUUCAAGCUCAAAUAUUUUGGCGGAUUGGUCCAGGUCAUGUUUAUUUCUGGCACGACCACUGGUUUGGCGAUGGUCCCCUUUCGGGCAUUAUUGAUGGUGGUCGGCUAACGUCAGUUCGUGUGGAGUAUUAUUUGGUUAACGGUCAGUGGGAUCGAAACAAGCUAGCUGAGGAUAUUCCUUUUGAGUGGAUCGAUAGGAUUUGCUCGGUUCCAAUCUCUGGUGCUUCGGGUGAUUUGCCCAUUUGGAGAGCUUCUUCGGAUGGCAAGUUUUCCUUGACCUCGGCUUGGACCUUGAUACGACAGCAGCAUACCCCUACCCCUCUUCUUCGUAUAUUUUGGGGAUCUUGUCUUACUCCUACAAUUUCUAUCUUUCUUUGGCGUCUCCUUCUUCAGCGUCUUCCAGUGGAUACCAAACUUCAGUCUCGAGGCACCUCUCUUGCCUCGAGGUGCUAUUGUUGUCCAGAUCCAUCUAUUCCUGUGUCGAGUCUUGUAUCUCAGUCUGUCGAGUCUCCUUCUGUUGAGUCGAUUGAUCAUAUCUUCGUGGAGAGCCCGACGGCUAAGAGGGUAUGGCAUCAUUUUUUCUAUCUUUUUGGCUAUACACCUGCACACACUACGCACAUACCCCAGAUUUUACUUUAUUGGCAGCACUUCACUUCGCACACACUCACACACCACACACACAUCACGACCAUUGUGCCUUGCUUGAUCUUGUGGUACUUAUGGAUUGCAAGAAAUGACAGCAAGCACAAGGAUAUCACGGUUCGCGCUUCUUCCAUCAUUUACAGGGUCAUCCAGCACAUCAGGAUUCUUCACCAAACCAACUUACUUUCGGCGGACAGCUGGACUGGCAUUCCCCACGUGGCUGAGUCUCUUGGCCUAUAUUACCGAGUCAGAACACCAACUCUCACACCUCAUCGAGUUGUUUGGCUUCCACCGGAUCCGGGUUGGGUGAAGCUAAACACAGACGGAGCACGUAGAGCAUCCACCCAGAUUGCAGCUAUUGGCGGGAUUAUCAGAGGUUCGGACGCUGAGGCCAUAGUUGCAUUUCACGAGAGGAUCUCUGCCCCGAGCAGUAUUGCGGCCGAGCUUGCUGCCCUUGCAUCGGGGCUGCGAUUUGUUAUUCAGAGGCAAUUCACUAGAGUUUGGAUCGAGCUUGACGCAGAAGUCGCUGUUCGACUUCUUUCGCACACGGACCAAGGUCAUUGGAGUCUUCAGAGUUCUCUCACGGCGAUCCGGAACUCUCUUUCUACUUUGGAGUACAGGAUUACACAUAUCUACCGGGAGGGCAAUAAAGUAGCUGAUGCAUUAGCUAACUUGGGGUGUCAGACCGAGUUGGCUCGUACCUUCACAACAGCGGAACUUCCCCGACCUAUUCAGCAGAUGAUUCGGAUGGACCAGCUUGGAUAUCCAUCCUUUCGACGACAGUCUCGCACAUAG